Molecule: messenger RNA, 3277 nt
Organism: Magallana angulata
Lineage: Eukaryota; Metazoa; Mollusca; Bivalvia; Ostreida; Ostreidae
Product: ras-related protein Rab-10-like
Exons: 6
Coding region: 241-840 (199 amino acids)
Biological process (GO): cellular response to insulin stimulus
Cellular component (GO): insulin-responsive compartment; Golgi apparatus; recycling endosome
Molecular function (GO): GTPase activity; GTP binding
Source: RefSeq, a predicted model, not a curated record
CCGGAAGUGACGCCAUUUCAAUCCUUUGCCAUCACUGUUAUCCUUAUUGAUCAUUUAAUGGCUAAUAAUAGGCAAAGUUUUAAUGUUUAGAUCAACACCUAUUCAUGGACAUGAUUCUUGAGAAGAAAAUAACUUUCUGAUUUGAAUUGGGAGUGAAAUUGAUAUUUACUACGAUUAAUUAGAAGGUCGAUCCGCCAUCUUUUGACAAAUAUUUCGGGAGUUGAAUGAGGAAAGAUCAAGAUGGCGAAAAAAACAUACGAUUUGUUAUUUAAAUUGCUUCUUAUUGGUGACUCUGGUGUUGGGAAAACGUGUCUCUUAUUCAGAUUCUCCGACGACGCUUUCAACACAACUUUUAUUUCCACCAUUGGAAUAGAUUUUAAAAUCAAAACAGUUGAACUUGGUGGAAAGAAAAUAAAGUUACAGAUAUGGGAUACAGCAGGACAGGAGAGAUUCCACACCAUCACCACCUCUUACUACAGAGGUGCCAUGGGCAUCAUGCUGGUGUAUGACAUCACCAAUCCCAAAACCUUUGAAAACAUCUCCAAGUGGCUACGGAAUAUUGAUGAGCAUGCUAAUGAGGAUGUAGAAAAGAUGAUUUUGGGAAACAAAUGUGACAUGGAGAACAAACGACAGGUGUCCAAAGACCGUGGAGAGGCGAUUGCCAAAGAACAUGAAAUUCCAUUCCUAGAAACAAGUGCAAAAGCCAAUAUUAAUGUAGAGAAAGCCUUCAUGGAUUUAGCACAAGCAAUAUUGAAUAAGUCACCAUCUAGGGAUACAAGACCAGAAGGACAAGUGAUAAAUGGAGGGAGCCGGCCUAACCACUCCAGUAAAUGUUGUUAAAAGACUUCUGUAUCUGUAUUUAUGGGGACAUCACUGUUUUUGUCAUGUGAAUAAAAACAAAGCUUAAGUAGCCACAUGGUUCUGGAGAUUCUGUUCUGGAGCUUCAGGAGUCGGGAAUCUUAUCCCCUUCACAGCCGGGUCUCCCAUUAUUUAAUUAAACACAAUAAUCCACAGCAGGUAUCUAAUAAAAUGUACUGGUAGUCAAGCAUUAAUAUAUAAGAAUGCUAUGAACUUAAUAAAUCAUAUAACUAAUAAAAUAAGUAAAAUAUGAGAAGUGGCUGGUAACACAAUGUGAUAAAGUAAAAUUAAUUGCUGAUACAUUGUACCGUUUACUUCUAGCUUUUGCAAGAAGUCUAUAAAGAUAGUUGGUCAGAAUUUAUUUUUGUUCAUGUUUUCAACUAAAUCAAAUUUAAUGAUUUAUUUAAAAAGUACCGUUUAAUUUGUCUCUUAACUGCACACUAAUUUUGGGGUACUUGCCUGCAAUAAUAUAAUACAUUAUUUGAUGAAAAAAUAAUUAAACUUCAGCAACACUAGAAAAAAAAGCUGGAUAAUCUAAUUAUGUCCCAAAUGUUUCUGCAAUUAUUAAAAUUAUUUUUUUUUAAAUAUAAGAGUGAAUAUUAAAAGACUGUGGAAGUUGCAAAAACAAUCUUUCAGAAAUGGAACAACAUGAUGUUUGAAUGUUUUACUGAUAUGAAAGAUAUUUUAUGCCUCUUGUUGGUUUUAGAGAACGAAAGAUGUAAGGAAGAAUAUUAUCUUAUUGGUGAUUCAUUUCACUAUGCCUUGCUUGCACAGAAUUGUUAUGAUUUGGUGUUGCUGUUUCACACAAGCGUAUUUGUUAAAUUGUUAGAGGUAGGGGUGAGAGGGGAGGAGGUAUAUGGACUUGAUAAGGUUUCCUGUAUCUAUUUCCCAAACACUUUACUUAAUUGUGUUAAUAAAAGUACAAGAAAUUGAUAUGAAGAUUUUUUUAAUACUAAGGUUUGGUCUAUUUCCUGCUAUAAAUUUAUAGCUUUAUCAAAUAUAUAAGAAAGAUAUGAUUUGUUAUUUAAUUUACAAUUUUUGACCUCUGUGGAUUAUAAAAGAAAUGUUAUUUGUUCUUAAAAGUAAGUAGCUGAAAUCUGUAUAAAAACAGCCAACAAUGCUAUUUGCAGUAUUGGGCUAUGUGUACAAGUUAUGUAAAUUAAGUUUCGAUAAGAAUAAGUUUAGUGAUUUUGAAAACUGCUGCUUAAUAUGCAAGUUGUAACCUGUAUUGAAAAUGCAGUACAUUGUGUUUGUGUUCAUAUAUUUUGAUUUCAUGUGAAUGGUAUUUGUUUAAUCUCGACUUUAGAGUCAUUCAGAUACGUGUAUACACAUACCUUGUAUUUCAAUCUACAAAGAUUACAAAUAUGGAUAUUGGAGACAAGAACAAUAUCCAUGCUGAAGGGAACCAUUUUGUUAAUUUGUUCACUAAUUUGUAAAUAAUUAUUUUAAUAUGGCAAAAUUUUUGUUUUUCAUUCAUGCAAUGUUUAUUUUUGUCAUUGAAAUGAAAUUGAUGGACGCUUUGUACUUUGACACACACUUUGAUUUCAUGGUAUCUAAUGAUAUCUCUGUUGGUGCCUAGUCUUUUGUUUUAGACUGUGUUGUCAGUUUUUAUUUGGUGUGAGGUGAGGUUUACAUGACUGUUACAUUGGUGUGUGGUAUACGUUGAUGAGAGGUAUACAUUGAGGUAUACGUUGAUGAGAGGUAUACAUUGAGGUAUAUUCUGAGAGGUAUACACUGAGGUAUACACUAAUGAAGAGUAUGGAAGGCCAAAUGUGAUUAGGGCGGUAUGAGUGGGGAGAUUGAGGGAUACACUUCAACAUUUUUCUUCAUCUGGAUUUCAACUUUUGUUUCAACUUUCUUUAUAAAAAUGGAUAACAGAAUCUAUAUACAUGUAUAUUGAAUGUGUGUCUUUAUUUUAAAAAAAACCCAGAAUCAUUAGUGCGUGCAAUCAGAUUGGACCAUUCUGAAGAUUGUCAAAGAAAUUGUUCAUUCAAAUAUGUACAAGAAUAGGCCUGUAAAUACAACCAGUAACUUAGUCCAAUCCAAGUAUGUGUGCUUCUGUGGCUGUCAUCAGUGUUCAGUGUGUGUGAAGAUUCUGUUUAGUAAUAAAGCAGCUUUUGAUGUGGACCAGAGGGCUAAGUACAUGUAGUAUAAUUAACUCUGUGGCAAAACGUCUUCCCUGUUUUGGCGAAUCGGAGGUCUUGCCACAAUAUGGUGAUUUAGUAUUCAGAAGUCAAAGAAUGGUGUCAGAGUUGACCAUUUCAUUUUGUGUACAUAUACAUGUAUCUCAGUGUUAAGUUACCAGCCUACCGUUUUGUAUUUGAUUAUAUAGACUUGUUCUCAAUCUAGGCUAUUCAUUUUGCUUCUGAUAUCCACUCCUAAUUUUAUUCUGAAAUAAACUUUGAAAGAUAAAGUUAAA